Messenger RNA from Penicillium manginii, 612 nucleotides. RefSeq lists its product as uncharacterized. Lineage: Eukaryota; Fungi; Ascomycota; Eurotiomycetes; Eurotiales; Aspergillaceae. The transcript is spliced from 2 exons. The record is from RefSeq and is a predicted model, not a curated record. Gene Ontology annotation, molecular function: FAD binding. Bases 1 to 612 code for a protein of 203 amino acids.
AUGGCGAUCAAAAAGGUCAUUGUGGUUGGAGCCGGCCCAUCGGGGCUAAUUCUCGGAAUUUUGCUAGCUAAGCAAGGCAUUGAGGUCGAAUUAUUCGAUUCUGGCGCCCAGCUAGACGAACAGCCUCGUGCAGCCCACUACGCGACCCCAGCAGCCUAUGAACUGGCACGCGCCGGUGUCCUUGAGGACGUUAAAGCUCGAGGUCUACACCCCAAGAACUUCGCCUGGAGGAAGAUCGAUACGACAUUUAUCGCCGGGAUUAAUCACGAUUCGUUACCGGAGGACUACCCUUACAAAAUGGUUGUGCUUCCUCUCGAUCGAUUGGGCAAACUGUUAUACGAGCACAUCCAGCGUCAACCCACUGCACAGGUCAAAUGGUCGCAUCGCGUGAUGAAAAUUGGCCAGGAUGAAGGCAAGGCUUGGGUCGAUGUGGAGACCCCAACUGGCCUGAAACGAUCCGAGGCGGACUAUGUCAUUGGAUGUGAUGGAGCAAGCAGUACGGUGCGGCGUGAGCUGUUUGGCCCUGAGUAUCCCGGCGAAACUCUGAACGCACAAAUAAUUGCUACAAAUGUUCGUGGCAUCAUCCACUGGCAUGCUUUCUCUGCGUCUUGA